UGUCUGACCACUAUAUAAGGUCUGCUCCUGCUCCACUUGUCAGUCUCUUCAAGAACUCCACCAGACCUCCAUCAUGAAGUUUGUCACUCUUGCUGUCACCUUGUUACUGGCCAUUGGCUCUCAGGCUGCUUCCGUGCAGGUUGAUCAACCCAGUCCCCUGGCCCAUGUCCGGGCUGCUGCGGAUGUCUAUUUGACACAAAUAAAAGAGAGUGCCAAGAGGGCCCUUGACCAGCUUGAUGAUACUGAAUACAAAGAUUUUAAAGUUCUACUUAGUUCACACCUGGAUGAAUUGCACACUCAGAUCAAAACUCUGCAGGGUUCCGUUUCUCCCAUCACCGACGGUGUGGCUUCUACACUCGCUGAAAUUACGCAGCAAUUCCGUCACGAUGUCCAGGUGGAUAUCGAUGCCUUGAAAGCGGAAAUUGAGCCCCAAAAAACAAAACUGAAGGAGAUCAUUGACAAACACAUCGAAGAGUACCGUGUUCUUCUUGAGCCUGUGAUCACAGAGUAUCACGCGACACACACCGCUCAAAUUGAGGCUCUGAAAACCAAGCUGGAGCCCAUUAUUGAAGACCUAAAAGACAAGGUGACUCUCAACGUUGAAGAGACCAAGGGGGCGCUCAUCCCUAUUAUCGAGUCUGUGCGAAACAAGAUUGGUGCACGUCUGCUGGAUCUGAAAGAGAACAUUAAACCCUAUGUGGACGACUAUAAAGACCAGUUCAAGCAGGCCUACAACCAAGCAAAAUCCAUCAAAUCAGAAGACCUCUCUGCCCUGACAGAGAAGAUUUCCCCUUUAGUUGAAGAGAUCAAGGGGAAAUUCCAAAAUAUCUUCGAGAUCGUCUUUGCAACCUUCAACAAGAGCUAAAUUCUGGCCAGCUAUCCUGUAUUACUGCGCUUACUUCUGUUAGUUAUCGACCUAUAGCCAUUAUUCAUACCUAUUUUCUUUACAUCCAAUUACAUUAAGUAUCAACCGUUCAAAAUGAAGCAAGUGCCUUAUUGAUGCCCUUCCGAGCAACAAAAUGGAUCCACUCUUGUUCUUUCUUUCACUCUUGUGAACACAUUUCUUCAUAUGCGCAUGGUCAACCAUGCCAUUCAGGAAUGCAUACAUACCGAGCACAUGCAUGCUUUCAUUGUCACAGACCAAGGCCAAUUAGUACUGCCCUUUUUUGUACAUUCAUUUUAACUGGAUUAUCACAAGUGGCUUUGUGAUGAUGCUUGUCUCAUGAAAACCUCUUUGGAAAAAGACAACUGA
This is a messenger RNA of Syngnathoides biaculeatus (alligator pipefish), 1252 nucleotides long. RefSeq names its product apolipoprotein A-Ib (gene apoa1b). The transcript has 4 exons. Gene Ontology annotation, biological process: lipoprotein metabolic process; lipid transport. Gene Ontology annotation, molecular function: lipid binding. NCBI's taxonomy places the organism in Eukaryota, Metazoa, Chordata, Actinopteri, Syngnathiformes, Syngnathidae. The record is from RefSeq and is a predicted model, not a curated record. Gene Ontology annotation, cellular component: extracellular region. The coding region runs from base 74 to 865 and encodes 263 amino acids.